AUCCCGUCUCGUUUCGUCUCGGUCUCGCACCUCUCACGACGGCACCACCCCAGCGCGGCGCGAGUGGAGACGCCGCUGCUCCGUGCUUCGCCGCGCCUACCUAACCCAAGACCUGCUAGACCUGAGUGGCUGAGUGUUCGUGUUCGGUCAAAACCCACCGCGCGAGCGCCUCCAGAGUCCAAACCCGCUACAAAUCUCGCGCUGCGCAUUCUCCCCGUACGAUACGGCGGCACGGCCCACGAGCCAGGCGGUGGCGGCAGCUAGCUAGCUGCGGAGUAGCACCAGCCACCGGAGGGAAGUGGGCGGCGCGAUGGGGGACGAGCCGGACGGGGAGGCGGAGGAGUACCUCUUCAAGGUGGUGAUCAUCGGCGACAGCGCGGUGGGGAAGAGCAACCUGCUGUCCCGCUACGCGCGCAACGAGUUCAACCCCCACUCCAAGGCCACCAUCGGGGUGGAGUUCCAGACGCAGAGCAUGGCCAUCGAAGGCAAGGAGGUCAAGGCCCAGAUCUGGGACACCGCCGGCCAGGAGCGCUUCCGCGCCGUCACCUCCGCCUACUACCGCGGCGCCUUCGGCGCGCUCCUCGUCUAUGACAUUACCCGCCGCUCCACCUUCGACAACGUCGGCCGCUGGCUCCAGGAGCUCAACACACAUUCGGACACGACGGUGGCCAAGAUGCUGGUGGGCAACAAGUGCGACCUGGGCGACAUCCGCCAGGUGCCCGUGGAGGAAGGCAAGGCGCUGGCCGAGGCCGAGGGCCUCUUCUUCAUGGAGACGUCGGCCCUGGACGCCACCAACGUGAGGACGGCCUUCGAGAUCGUGAUCAGGGAGAUCUACAGCAACGUGAGCCGCAAGGUCCUGAACUCGGACUCGUACAAGGCCGAGCUGUCCCUCAACAGGGUGAGCAUCGACGGCGACUCAAAAGACGAGCAGAAGCAGGGGAGCCGGUUCGGGUGCUGCUAGAAGUGGUUCGGGGGGUAGCGGUACAUUAUUGGAUCGGGUUGGAUUUGAACCGGAGAUGAUGCUUUUUCAUUUUUUUUGGGUGGCGGGUGGGGGCUUGCUUGUAAACUGUAAUACAAGGUUUGACUCUUUGUUUGCUGUUACGUUACACU
This is a messenger RNA of Zea mays, 1110 nucleotides long. RefSeq lists its product as uncharacterized. Gene Ontology annotation, molecular function: GTP binding; GTPase activity. NCBI's taxonomy places the organism in Eukaryota, Viridiplantae, Streptophyta, Magnoliopsida, Poales, Poaceae. The record is from RefSeq and is marked validated.